Porites lobata is the source of this 1208-nucleotide messenger RNA. NCBI's taxonomy places the organism in Eukaryota, Metazoa, Cnidaria, Anthozoa, Scleractinia, Poritidae. The record is from the annotation of a GenBank genome assembly.
CGAACUCGGAAAACACAGCAUAAACAAGGUGAUUUCAAAGCAGCUGUUCAGUCUUACCAGCGUGCACUGGAAAUAAGUAUUAAACUGUUUGGAGAAGAACACCAACGUACUGCUAACUGUUACUACUCACUGGGGGUAACACAGUAUGAACUAGGUGAUUUUAAAGCAGCUCUUCAAUCACACCAGCGUGCACUUGGCAUACGUAUUAAACUGUUUGGAGAAGAACACCAAAGUACUGCUGACUGUUACCAUUCACUGGGGUUAACACAGCAUAACCUUGGUGAUUUUAAAGCAGCUCUGCAGUCAAAACAGCGUGCACUGGAAAUACGUAUUAAACUGUUUGGAGAAGAACACAAGAGUACUGCUGACUGUUACUACUCACUGGGGUAACACUCUAUGAACUAGGUGAUUUGAAAGCAGCGCUUCAAUCUCACCAGCGUGCACUUGGCAUACGUAUUAAAUUGUUUGGAGAAGAACACCAAAGUACUGCUGACUGUUACCUCGAACUUGGAAAAACACAGCAUAAACAAGGUGAUUUCAAAGCAGCUGUUCAGUCUUACCAGCGUGCACUGGAAAUAAGUAUUAAACUGUUUGGAGAAGAACACCAAAGUACUGCUGACUGUUACUACUCACUGGGGGUAACACAGCAUAACCUAGGUGAUUUGAAAGCAGCUCGUCAAUCUCACCAGCGUGCACUUGGCAUACGUAUUAAAUUGUUUGGAGAAAAACACCAAGGUACUGCUGACUGUUACUACUCACUGGGGGUAACACAGUAUGAACUAGGUGAUUUGAAAGCAGCUCUUCAAUCUCACCAGCGUGCACUUGGCAUAGGUAUUAAAUUGUUUGGAGAAGAACACCAAAGUACUGCUGACUGUUACCUCGAACUUGGAAAAACACAGCAUAAACAAGGUGAUUUCAAAGCAGCUGUUCACUCAAAACAGCGUGCACUGGAAAUACGUAUUAAACUGUUUGGAGAAGAACACCAAAGUACUGCUGACUGUUACUACUCACUGGGGAUAACACAGCAUAACCUUGGUGAUUUUAAAGCAUCUCUGCAGUCAGAACAGCGUGCACUGGAAAUACGUAUUAAAUUGUUUGGAGAAGAACACCAGAGUAUUGCUGACUGUUACUACUCACUGGGGGUAACACUCUAUGAUCAAGGUGAUUUGAAAGCAGCUCUUCAAUCUCACCGGCGUGCACUUGGCAUA